This is a messenger RNA of Syzygium oleosum, 339 nucleotides long. RefSeq names its product secreted RxLR effector protein 161-like. The coding region runs from base 1 to 339 and encodes 112 amino acids. The transcript has a single exon. The record is from RefSeq and is a predicted model, not a curated record. Lineage: Eukaryota; Viridiplantae; Streptophyta; Magnoliopsida; Myrtales; Myrtaceae.
AUGAGCUCUCCUCGUACUAAUCAUUGGCAAGCUGCUCUACAAAUUGUUCGAUAUUUGAAGAGAGCACCAGGUCAAGGACUUGUGUUCCAUAAUCAAGGUCAUCUUCGUAUAGCUGGUUAUUCCAACCCUGAAUCUUUGGAGGUAACAGGAUAUUCUGAUGCAGAUUGGGCUGGUUGCCCUAUGGAUCGCCGGUCUACUUCAGGAUACUGUGUAUUUCUUGGUGGUAAUCUUGUGUUGUGGAAAAGUAAGAAACAGUCUGUUAUUUCCCAAUCUAGUGCAGAGGCCGAGUAUCGUGCUAUGGCUAAUGUUACCAGUGAACUUCAAUGGGUUGUUAGUUGA